Messenger RNA from Melanaphis sacchari, 1346 nucleotides. RefSeq lists its product as uncharacterized. NCBI's taxonomy places the organism in Eukaryota, Metazoa, Arthropoda, Insecta, Hemiptera, Aphididae. The transcript is spliced from 4 exons. The record is from RefSeq and is a predicted model, not a curated record. The coding region runs from base 485 to 973 and encodes 162 amino acids.
ACGACAUUUUCCAUGACAGAUAAAAUUAUUUCGUUCCGUUCACAAUCUUAUCAACAGAUUACGCGGUUACCACUGGUAACUUACCAUCCGACUCCGACCUUGGCGCUCGUCUGUGAAAUGUAAAUACUAAAUAGUGUAAAUAGUCAUUCGUAGUAAUGUAUGGCAGGCAUGUACUGUGUACCGCGUACGAGUUUUGUUAUUGUUUAUUUGUUGUUUAACGCACGCGCACGCGCACCUCCUCGACUGUAUUCCAACCUGUGGAAUGUGGAAAUCUGCGUUUUUUUUUAAAUGGUCGUUUUUUUUCGCAUGUACAUAAAUUUAAUAAUACUUUAAUACAGCAUUUUAAGUUUAUGUCAUUAUUACUUACUUGAAUUGUAGAAACAAAAGCAAGAUACGAACGAUACGGUUAUCCAGUUACGUUGGAUUUUUUAUUUUUUUUUUUGAUCGAAUUUUAAGUUUAAUUUAGAUAAAUACCUAGGUACUGAUGUCUCUUGCAAGGCGCGAAAAGCAGUUGUUGUUUACAACUGCUGUAGUAUUAGGAGCUUUAAUUGGCCAUUUGAGCACUGGCCGUUCGAGCUCUGGCAGGGGGUCAAAUUUGUCAAUAGGGCCCAGAUAUAGUCAAACUUUCUUGUUUGGAUCAAUGUGGUUGGGAAGGGUUGGGUCUCAAACAAAGGAAAAUGUACAGGGUCGGCGUAAUCAAGACUCGAGUGUUGUAUUUGUCAAUGAUGUCGAAAGUCGAAGUCAAUAUAAAGACAAACUUGAUGAGUCAGAAAAAUCUCAAACACCACCAGUACAUAAAGAUGUAAAAUUGGUGCGCAAGAACUCUUUUCUCCAUUCAGCAUGGGUUAUCAUUGCAAUAGUGUUAACUAUUGUAUUGGGUGCCGUAGCCGUCUACUAUUGGAUACUGUUUUAUCCGAUUAUGUGCAAGAAAGAGCGCAAGUAUGAUGUUAUGCAAAUGUCUGCCAAACCAUAACGACCAAGCAUCCAAUUCAUCAACAAUUAAGAAAUAAACAUUACAUUUCCAGGUGGUGGCAACUUACUGACUCUAAUCUGAAAAUAUUUAUCAGGAUAAUAUGAAUGUAAAACAAUUAUUUGUAAUCCUUCAAGUAGGUUUCCUAUUUUAUUAUUAUUAUUAUUUUUUUUAAGCAUUUUAAAAUUGUUUAAAUUUAUGACUGACUAAAUUGAUAAGAUCUUAAAAUUGCGACUGCCUUUCAACAGUUCCUUAAAUUAAUCCAAUGGGCUAAAUAUAUCUAGAUAUCUUAUACAUUACUAUUGACAAAACAAUAUUUUUGAAAUUUUUGUUUAUUUCUAGGACAUUAAUUAUUGAUUAUUACAUUUUUUUGUGU